Owenia fusiformis is the source of this 1767-nucleotide messenger RNA. Lineage: Eukaryota; Metazoa; Annelida; Polychaeta; Sabellida; Oweniidae. The record is from the annotation of a GenBank genome assembly.
GUUCUUUCCCACCCAUGACCUAGUUAGCUAAAAUCUUUAUUUCUCCGUAAAUAGAUAAGUUAAGUACUUGAAAAUUUCCUGAGUGUAUCCUUGCAUAAUUUUCCAACAUACGGUUACAUAUUUGUGAGGUAAUUUGUUGGGAAAUUUAGAGAAAUAAGGAAAACAAAAGUAUUCUUUGAUUUAUCACGUGACCAAUUUAGCCCUUGCGAGAUUUGAGUGACAACCAAGAUGGAGAUGAUUACGAUCAAAACAGUGGCUGUUAUUGCCAUAAUAAUGGGAUGUUUCCUCACCCUGUAUCCAAGAAUAUUCCAUCCAAUGGUCAAAGGAAUAUUUGGCGAUAGUGAUGGCAAGAGAAAGGUGGAAAUGGACGACGUUCAUCCAAGAGGACGCCAACAUCCUAUCCAUCAUCAUGCCAGCAUGAGUGAUGAUGUACCACCCAGAAUGAGGGGUGGACCCAAUCCUGGGAUGAGGGCUCAUUCUGAAAUGAGGAAAGAGACUGCGGCAACUGGAGGGGGAAAGGGAGGUAUAAUGAUGAUGGUCCUUCCUAUGUAUGCUGUUGGUAUAGUGCUCUAUCUCAUAUACACACUCACUAAGGUAUUCAGUCGAAAGAGUCGCUCGGAGGAAGAAGAGAUCUUGCAUUCUCAAUAUCGCCAUAUGGAAUAUGACGGAGACCAGAAGGAAUUUGUGUACGGAAGUCAACUGAACCGUAAAAAGUUUGUGUUUGGAGAAGACUUUGAUGGGGACGACGAUUAUAAGAGAUAUUUGCUGAAGAGACGCAAUGAGAGAGAACUUGAGAAGCUUAUACGCAAAUCAGAUGAAGGGAUUAUUACCCUGCCUGAAAUGAAGGAGCUGAGGUCCAGGCUACAUGAAACAGAGAUGAGGAUGACAAGAAUACUUCAUGCCAUGGAACAUGUUGAGGACAAAGUUCACACAACAGGUGGCCUCCUCUGGGAAGAUGGUGAUGAAGAUGAAAACUGUGAAGAGAUUGAAGUUGAAUCCCCAUACACUCACAAUGAUGCUUCAGACAGACAUAAGCACCGACAACAUAGUCCAGGUAGGGCGCGAUAUAGGCGUGAUGAUGGGCUAAGACACGAUGAUGGGCUAUAUCGACGAGAUGAUGGACUUUAUGGAAUAAGACAUGAUAUUGAUGAGCCAUAUAGAGAUGAUGGACUAAGACGUGAUAUUGAUGAGCCAUAUAGAGAUGAUGGACUUAGACGUGAUAUUGAUGAGCCAUAUAGAGAUGAUGGACUUAGACGUGAUAUUGAUGAGCCAUAUAAAGAUGAUGGACUUAGACGUGAUCAUGGACUAUAUAGAGAUGAUGAAAGAUACUCAAAAGAUGAUCGAGCUUAUUCUAGAUCUAAUAGAGCAACAUGUGUACAAUCUCAGCACAAUAAUGAAGGAAACAUCUCAGAUAGUGAAGAGGAGUUUAAUGACACAUUUGAAGAUCUGGAUGAUAUUGAUGAUGGGACCCUCAAUGCAGAGACACAUACAGCUGACACACAAUGCAAGAAUGAGACACUGAUUGAUGGGAACUCAGAUGAAUCAGAAGGAGGAGACAGUGGAUUGGGGAAAAGCACUGAUGCGGAAGAAUUAGAAUCUCUUAAAAGACACAUGGAAGGGGAUGCCAGAAAUCCAGUGGAUGAUGUGGAAAAUGUUAAAAAUGACAGUGUUGAUGAAAUAAUUGGAAAUGUGGAAAAUUUAGAAAGUGAGGAAACUGAAAGUGUUCGGAAACGUCUGAUAAAGCACACUCAGGAUGGCAGUGAAUAA